GCCGGACCCAUAGAACUGGUCGUAAACUUCUUCACUCCUAUCGAUCCGACAGAUCUCAAGCGUCUGUCACUUCCGGCCUCUUAUAUAUCAAUGAGCGCCCGAUCUAUAGAUCACAAGACACAUGAAGUUCAGGUAUAUCUCGAUAUGUCUGGAGAAUGGGUUUCAAAUGAUGUCAAUCAAGUUGUUGAGUGGGAUGUCAUGGAAGUGAAGGGCAAAACAAAUCUAAUUAACGGUAACUUUAGACUCAAAGAGCAGAAACAGUUUCAAGAAGAUAAAGAUUUAGCCCAAUGGGGAACCAUUAAGUUCUUCACGGACUCGACCGCCACUUAUGAGGCAAAUGGUUGUGAAACUCUGCGCUCAAAGUUUGUAAAAACGGGUCGACUCGACAAUACUGUAGACAGGAAUUACCGCAAAGUGUCAGACAAUUGGCCGGGCAUUGGGUUCGCGCGGACACUAACCGCCGGCGCCACUCAUACGGCGGCAAACACUGUGUAUUACGGCGUCGCUCACGUCAGACGACCGGCCAUUGAGUACACGGACUCACAUCUGAACCAAUUAUGGGAAAGUUAUUUCAAUGGAGAC
Molecule: messenger RNA, 582 nt
Organism: Medioppia subpectinata
Lineage: Eukaryota; Metazoa; Arthropoda; Arachnida; Sarcoptiformes; Oppiidae
Source: the annotation of a GenBank genome assembly